Messenger RNA from Benincasa hispida (wax gourd), 2210 nucleotides. RefSeq names its product protein BIG GRAIN 1-like A. Gene Ontology annotation, biological process: auxin-activated signaling pathway. The record is from RefSeq and is a predicted model, not a curated record. NCBI's taxonomy places the organism in Eukaryota, Viridiplantae, Streptophyta, Magnoliopsida, Cucurbitales, Cucurbitaceae.
ACACCUAAUGAUAGGAGAUUAAAAUUUGAGUUUCAAUUUUAGCCUCGAAUGUCGAUUAAAAUUUUCAAUUUCAGCCGUUAUUACAGCGAUUACAAGCCCGAUCAACGGGUCAGAAAAUCGAAAUGGUAGGGAGGGGGAAUAAAGCUUUAAAAUUCUGCAUACAAAAAGGAAGGGGCAAAAUGGAGAAUUCACUAAUGCCACGUCAUGUAAUUGGAAAAUUGGAAAAAAUAAAAAAGCACGCGCGUGAAGAUCCUAUAAAGUCUCUCUUUCCUGUUCCUUCUUCCACCUUCAGUUCUGCUCUUCAAAGCGUGCCUUCUUCCCUCUCAUUAGUAAUCUCCGUUCUCUCUCCUCUCACUACUUUCUCUCUCUAGAACCGUUUCAAUCAAUUGCUUUGUUAAUCUACAUUGCUUUUCCUGUUCAUCUUCGAUUCAGCAAAAUUCCUGGGAAUUUAUAUAGAGAAAGAAAAGUAGUAUUGAUCCAAUUAUGUGUAAUUAGUUUUCUUUUCCAACUGUUUCUGUCACCUUCCAUGGCAGCUUUUGAACCUCGAGAAGGAGACAAGAAAGAGAUGAAACACAGCUCCGAACCCUACUUCUUGUGUGCUAUUAUACUGUGACGGAGCAUUCCGCCAUUGUCGUUUUCUCUUCUUCAUUUAUCAUCAUUUCGUUUCGGUUUCCCAUUCUUGAUUGGAUUUUUAUUUCUUCUUGUUUUUUUUCUAUUUUUGGAAUCAUGAGCGGGGAGGAAGUUAGGGUGAGAGGUGAGAGGUUUAGGAAUGGAGGAGGUAAUGUUCAGUCAUUUUCUUCGAGUUUGCUUGAUGAAAUCUAUCGUUCGAUUGACGAUGGAGGUGAUAAGAGAAGUGGAGAAUUGAAAUUUUACAGACAGAAAGUGUUGAAGAAGCAAGGUAAAACGAUCGGGAAAGCGACGAGUGAUGUUGAAGAUGAGGAGAUUGCGAGUCUUCAUCGUGCUUUGUUGAUUGAGAGAUGGAUCGAGAAGAAGGUUGCUGAAAAGGUGAGCGCUCAAAGGAGACGAUCUCUGACGGAAGCUGAGAUAAAAUUUCAGUUGUACCAGCAUGAUCGGGAAGAAGACGUUUUGUUCUUUAGUUCAACUUCGAGUUCUUCCGAUUCGAGUUUCGGCGGAUUUUCAUCUUCGGAUACUGAAUCAAUGUAUGGUUCGAAAUCUUUGACGCCGUCUUGUUUCGCAAAGUUCAGGCCGAAGCCGGUUCGGACCAGCGUCUCGGCUCCACCGCCGGAGAAGACGGAGGCAAAGCAGAGACAGAGUAGAGAGAAGCCACAGUCCAAACACAGCAAUCAAUUCGUUGAAAACAAAGAGAAAUCUGGAGGUUUCGACGAGAAUGCCAUGAUUAAAUCGAAAUCUAGGGCGUUGAAGAUUUACAGUAAUUUAAAGAAGGUGAAGCAACCGAUUUCACCAGGAGGACGCCUCUCAAGUUUUCUCAAUUCAAUCUUCACCGCAGGAACUCCAAAGAAGACGGGAAACUCCGUAUCAUCAACCAGCGUCUCUGAAGAUCCAAACUCAGAAAGAAAAUCAAAAUCCGGCCAAACUUCAACUUGCUCUUCCGCCGCAUCGUUUUCCAGAUCAUGUUUAAGCAAAAACUCGCCAUGCUCUAGCGAAAAAUUACGCAAUGGCGACAGAAGAACGGUUCGAUUCUAUCCAGUGAGUACAAUCGUAGACGAAUAUUGUAGACCUUGCGGACACAAAUCCUUAUACGAAGAAGAUCCUAAAUUCCAAAUCAAGAACAAAGCCGAAACCGCGGAAUCCACAACAGCAGCAGCCAGAAAAAUUUUAACAGAUUACCAGCAAGUCAAAAAGAAGAACGAUUUCCUGAUUAGAAAUUUUCACCAUCCGGACAAUGAUCUCUCCGAAGAAGAUGAAGACGAAACAGCAAGUUGUUCAAGUUCAGAUCUGUUUGAACUAGAUCAUCUGACGGUAAUGAACGGCGGCGAUCGGUACCGUGAAGAGCUUCCGGUGUACGAAACAACCACUCGUGUGGAUACAAAUCGAGCCAUCCGCCAUUGUUAAUUAGGUUUAAUUCCAUUAAUAAUAGGUAUUUAUUACGGUUAUUCAGCCAUAAAAUUUGUUAUAGUGAUAUGUUUGUUUGUUUGUUUGUUUGUUCUACUCGAUUGGGCAAUUUUUUAUGUUUAUUUUUUUAGGUUAAAGAUGAAACUAAAAGUGUGGAAAGGGUAAUUUUGAUGAUA